Molecule: messenger RNA, 744 nt
Organism: Monoraphidium neglectum
Lineage: Eukaryota; Viridiplantae; Chlorophyta; Chlorophyceae; Sphaeropleales; Selenastraceae
Exons: 2
Coding region: 1-744 (247 amino acids)
Biological process (GO): RNA polymerase II preinitiation complex assembly; transcription initiation at RNA polymerase II promoter
Cellular component (GO): SLIK (SAGA-like) complex; SAGA complex; transcription factor TFIID complex
Molecular function (GO): transcription coactivator activity; RNA polymerase II general transcription initiation factor activity
Source: RefSeq, a predicted model, not a curated record
AUGGAGCACUACUUGAACCAGCUGCUGCCCGCGGUGGUCACGUGCGCGCUGACGAGCGCCCUCGGCCCGCGCGGCGGCGACGAGCACUGGGCGGUGCGGGAGCAGGCGGCGGCGCUGGCGGCGCUGGCGGCGCGGCUGUUUGGGGCGCCGUACCACAAUGUGGCGCCGCGGCUGGCGCGGCUGAUGGCCAAGGCGUGGAUGGACCCUUCCAAAGGUUUUGCUUGCAAGUACGGCGCCGUGAUGGGCCUGCAGCCGGGUGGCGGCCAGGGGUGGGACGAGCUGGACAGGCAGGCGGCGCUGAUGGCCAAGGCGCGCGUGCUGGUGCGGCAGCGGCCGAUCCGCGUGCGGUUGGAAGUCGACCAGCAGCAGCAGCAGCAGCACCAGCAGCAGCAGCAGCAGCAGCAGGGGCGGCCAGUGGCGUUGGUGAUUGAGGAGGUCGGGCUGCAGUCGGUCGCUGACGUGCUGCGGCGGGACGCGGAGGGCGGCGGCGGCGGCGACCUGGAGGCCCUGCUGCGGCGCCAGGCGCCGCCCCCCGCGCGGCAUCAGCAGCCGCGCGGCGGCGCCGGCCGCGCGGCGGCGGGCGGGCGGGCGGCGGCACCGCAGCUGAGUGUGGCGGAGGUGCUGGCUGACGCGUGGCAGGAGGACAGCGACGUCAACGCGCAGUUGGGGGCGCUAGUGCACUUGUUCGGGGAGGCGCUGCUGGCGCAGCUGCCCCUGGGGGAGCUGCCGUCCUAUGUCAUGUAA